AAAUAUUAUUUUUACAUUAAAUUUCUUAAUGAUCAUUCCAAGUGAAGAAGUGAAGGUAUUGUAAAUUUUAAAACGUCGAAUAUACAUAUGUAUUAUAAUUUAGUAAAAUAUUAGAGGAUGCAAAGUAAAAUUUAUCUUUGUUUUUAUAAAAUAAAACCAGUCAAAAAAUUCAUUCUAAUGAAAAUCAAGCAAUCAAUUGAGUGUGUUUCAAAUCUCCCACUCAAAAUUUGAAACAAUGCUGGCUGGCUGGCUGGGUGCCACGUCCUUGUAGUCGUUUUCCGUUAUAAAACCCGCCGACUUCAGCGGCGAAAGAAAUUUUAAGUUUAACGGCUACUAGAGGAUGAACACAAAGUUUGAAAUAUUUGAAUCCGACGAGUCGCAUCUCUUAGCCAUUUCUUUAACUGCCUGAAGCAGAGUUUCUUUCUUAUCCCCAAAACUCCGUUUCCGGCGCCGAUCAUUCAUCAUCUUCACAACCCAGAACCAGAAGCAGAUAAAGAAAGUUGUCAAAGAAUUCCCCACUUUUCACAAUCUGAUUUUGCCUUUUGAUUCUCAUUAACCAUCUCCGCGAGUUUCAAGCAGUAAACUUCAAGGAAAACCAGAAGAACCCAACCCAAGAAUCGGGCCUUCAAUUUCAUUCUCCAGUAAAGGGUACACUAGUUUCACAAAAUUUCUAUCUUCCCAUACACAUAGCUUACCAGUUUUAUUUGAUUGUUUUCGAGUUAUUUGCAGGUGGGGCAUACAGAGGCUUUUCCAAAGAUGAAUGAUCUGAUGACAAAGUCCUUUCUAAGUUAUGUGGAAUUGAAGAAACAGUCUGGGGUCGAUCCCGAGUCCGAGAAGGACAUAGAGAAAGGCCCUCAGCCACGGGAUGAGGCAACCCUGUCUCAUUUCUUCCAAGAAGUCGAUGCCAUCAAGUCUGAAAUGGAGGGGAUCACUAGUCUCCUCUCUGAUCUUCAAAACCUAAAUGAAGAGACAAAGUCCACUCACAGUGCUAAGGUUCUUUGCGGGCUAAGAGAUAGGAUGGAUUCAGAUAUGGUCGCUGUGCUUCGCAAGGCCAGGAUUGUCAAGGCCAGGCUAGAAGUUAUCGAUAAAUCAAAUGCUGAUAAUCGUAGGGUAUCUGUGGCAUUUCGAGAAGGAAGCUCGGUUGAUCGAACGAGGAUUUCUAUCACCAAUGGCCUGAGAAUGAAGCUCAAGGGCUUGAUGAUAGAAUUUCACUCUUUGAGAGAGAGAAUAGUGUCUGAUCACAAAGAGUAUCUGAGGAUGAGAUACUACAAUGCAACCGGUGAGAUACCAAAUGAGGAAGUGAUCGAAAAGAUGAUUUCAGGAAAUGGGAAAGUUGAAGUACUUGAGAAGAGGACAGAGCUGAGUUUGGAGAAUAAACAGAGGCAUGAAGCUGUGAUGGACAUACAGAGGAGUUUGAAUAAUCUACAUCAGGUUUUUCUUGAUAUGGCUGUUCUGGUGGAGACUCAAGGCGAAAAGAUCGAUGAUAUCGAGCAGAAUGUGGCUAAUGCAGGAAGCUUCGUCAGUGGUGGAACUAACAGUCUUUUCCAUGCCCAGCAGAUGAAGAAGAAGCGCAAGAAGUGGGUGUAUUGGGUUUGGGCUGCGGUGAUGAUCAUAUUGCUGGUAUGCUUAGUUGCAAUGUUGUCUUCUUGAAAUGAAUGGCAAUGGAAUGGUUUUUAGAUUAUCUUUUUGGGGAUUGUAGUUUCAAGUUUGGUCGUCCCUCCCAUAGCGAGCUUCUCUGAGCUCACGAAUUCGUACUGCUAACUCUUUCAACAACUGUUUCAUUUCAAUUUUGAUUCAUCUUUGAGGGCAUUUCUAAAAAUAUUGUGAAAUGCUUAGCAAAAAUAGAUUUCACCAUGCUAUCUCUUUCUG
Messenger RNA from Diospyros lotus (date-plum), 1869 nucleotides. RefSeq names its product syntaxin-112. NCBI's taxonomy places the organism in Eukaryota, Viridiplantae, Streptophyta, Magnoliopsida, Ericales, Ebenaceae. Gene Ontology annotation, biological process: intracellular protein transport; vesicle fusion; exocytosis. The record is from RefSeq and is a predicted model, not a curated record. Gene Ontology annotation, cellular component: endomembrane system; SNARE complex; plasma membrane. Gene Ontology annotation, molecular function: SNARE binding; SNAP receptor activity.